Scophthalmus maximus (turbot) is the source of this 3471-nucleotide messenger RNA. RefSeq names its product SH2B adaptor protein 1 (gene sh2b1). Gene Ontology annotation, molecular function: transmembrane receptor protein tyrosine kinase adaptor activity. The record is from RefSeq and is a predicted model, not a curated record. Lineage: Eukaryota; Metazoa; Chordata; Actinopteri; Pleuronectiformes; Scophthalmidae. The coding region runs from base 692 to 3334 and encodes 880 amino acids. Gene Ontology annotation, biological process: intracellular signal transduction. Gene Ontology annotation, cellular component: plasma membrane. The transcript is spliced from 10 exons.
AGCUAGCUGGAUUAUUAAUAGCGAGCUAACGUGGCUAACGGUUAGCCUAGCUCGCCGGAGAACCUUCGGCGUCAGCUGCUGUCGGAUGGUUGGAGACGUGUUGAUCGGAGCAGGACUCCCUCCGACACGAGCCUCCGAGCCCGAGCGACGCCGCGGAACACGCACGCGGCCGCGAGCGGCGGGUCCGCGGGCGAGCCGUCCGCUAACUGCUAGCUGCUAGCUAUUGUUAGCUCGCUAACGGUCCACGUCUGUGAAGAGGCUGAAUGAGCGACACUCACGGUGCUAAGUUCACGUUAGCGGCUAACGACGGACGAUGCGUCUACUGUUAUUGAUCCGAUUAACCUCUGAUCUGAUCUGAAGUGAGAGGAUGUGUCCAGGCCUCUGGAUCCGUGACAGACGCUGACGAAGGGAACGACCUCGUGAAUCUUCUUCCGUUUUCCGUCUGAAGUCCGCGUUUCUCUUCGUUGUGAUUUUAGUCGCCACGGGAUGAAGAGUCUCUGUGAACUCCGUCACGCUCUUUUUAAUGUUUCCUGUUCCAUGGGGUUGAGCGCAACGCUUCACGUCUCACUCUGUUGUAAAUUAACAAGACCUAUGUGCCGCGUCGCCCUCGUCAGUCACCUCAGUUUCUGGUGUGUGUCUGAAGUGAUCUGAUUGGCUCCGGUGCAUCGGCAGCCCCGCCCCUUUCAGGAGGAUGAACGGCUCUCUUUUGACCCCGCCCAGCCCGCGGGCGGCAAACUCUUCUCCGUUACCUCCUUCCCCCUCCCCAUCCCCUUCUCCCCCCUCUCCCUCUCUGCUGCCCCUGUCCCCGCGGCCCCCCCCUCUCCCCCCUCUGGUGAGCCCUCCCCCCCAGGCCCACCCCUCCUCACUGUCUGACACCCCCACCCCCUCUCCCUCACCUUGCCUGAGCUGGACCGAAUUCUGUGAGCUCCACGCCCGUGUCGCGGCCGGUGACUUUGCACGCCACUUUCGGGCUUUUCUCCAGGAGAACCCUCACUACUCCCCCGACUCGGCCGCCGCCUUCUGCCGCCGCUUCACCGAUCGCUUUGUGCGUCACUUCCAGAGCGAACUGGAGGGGGCGCACCUGCCGAGCUGCGCUUCUGGGAGGGACGAGAUGGUGAGCUGGGCUCCCCAGUCGGACGCCACUUCCCUGGAAGAGGAGGCGGUCUCGCCCCUCUCUGUGACAGGGGGCGCGGUCCUCCCCUGUCCCCCGACUAACAUGAUGCGAGCUUCGUCCAAGCCAGCUCCCACGCGGCUGGUGUUGGAGAACCGCAGCGGGGACGUGUUCCAAGAUUCCUACGCCCAGGGCCAAGUCCUGCCGCCAUCGUCCUCCUCGUCGUGCUGCUCGUCGGUGGGAGGGAACAACGGGAGGCGUGAAGAGCGAGGGGCCCUGGUCACCCCCGGGAACGGGGAGGCGCCUGUCGAGGAGGAGGAGGACAGCUGGCUCGGGGUGUCGUCCGUCGGAGAGGACGUGGACACGGAAGCGCGCGAGGCAGAGUCUGUGGAGGUGGACGGCGCCGACCCGUCCCACGCUCCUCACAUCUUGCUCUCCUCCGUCACUCCUCCGCCCGACUCCAAAGGCAACAACACGCCUAACUCCUCCAAAAACAAACUGAAAAAGCGUUUCUCCCUGCGGAGCGUGGGCCGCAGCGUCCGGGGCAGCGUCCGGGGGAUCCUGCACUGGCGCAGCUCGUCCAGCGACUCAGCCCAGAGCCCGCUGCCCUCCAGCUACAGCUACACCAUGGGCGUGCAGGACGCCAGCCUGGUCUCCACCUCCAAGAGGAACUCUGCUACACAGCCGCCCACGCCCACUUCCUCCAUGCCCGUGUCCCUGUCCAUGCCCCUGUCCCUCCCCCACUCCUCGUCCUCCUCGCUGCCUCCCUCCUCCUCCAGCAGCGCCACCUCUCUGUCGCUGUCGGACGCUGCUCGGGAUCGGCGGCGGAGCAACGGCGAAGGAGGCGAGAAGGAGAAGUGGAGCCACCGGCUGGAGAAACUCAGACUGUCUCGAUCGCCUCCUCCCGUUCUCACCCCCACCUCUGCCUCCACGCUGCCUCCAAGCAGCGCCGCCGCCGCCGCCGCCAGCAUGGGACCCCCAAGGAAGGUGGGCCGGCUGGUGCGGGAGGGAGGGGUGAGUGUCAGCUCCUCUAGCGACGAGCUGAGCGGCAGCCACGGCUUCUCUGGCUUCUCGUUCGGUCUGCUGCAUCACGGUACGGACAACAACAACGCCACCGCCUCGGCUUUGUCCUCUGCGGCGGCUCCGAUGGGCCCGAUGCAUCCUCCGGCCAGUGGAGGCAACGUUCCCUGGAGAGGAGGACGCUGGCACAAGUGUCGUCUGGUACUCAGAGAGCGGGACAGGGAGGGGGAGCGGGGGGAGGAGUACUACCUGGAAUUCUUCAUCCCACCCAAAUCAUCGAAGCCGCGGCUGACGGUUCCCUGCUGCUCCAUGGUGGAAGUGAGGAGCACAACGGCGCUGGAGGUCCCAGACAAGGAGAACACCUUUCUGCUGAAGCUGGAGGCGGCGGCUCAGUACGUGAUCGAGACGCGAGACGCUGUUCAGAUGCGAGCCUGGCUGAGCGACAUCAGGAACGGCAUCUGUCUCAGUGAGCAGGACGAUGGCGAAGGUGUGUGCGGCCCGUUAGACAUCAGCGGAACUCCAGAGAUCGUCGAUCGUCUUUCACAAGUGUGUUACGGAGGCAUCGGAGGCUCCUCCCCCCUGAUGGAGUCUCUCCCGCCCGAGCUGCCCCCUCGAGCCCCUCUCGACGAACCAGACGGCCGGAUUCUCGGGGGAGGCGGGGCUAGUCUAGGCACACCUUUCGCUGAGACACCGGACGCCACAGGCUCAUUCCUGUUCUCCGACGUGGCGGUGGCGGAGGCGGUGGAGCAUCCGCUCAGCGAGUGUCAGUGGUUCCACGGCACGCUAUCCCGUCUCAAAGCCGCUCAGCUGGUGCUGGCCGGAGGCCCGGCGAGCCACGGCGUCUUCCUGGUUCGCCAGAGUGAGACGCGGCGCGGAGAAUACGUCCUCACCUUUAACUUCCAGGGCAAGGCCAAGCACCUGCGUCUGUCCCUGAACGAGGACGGCCAGUGCCGGGUGCAGCACCUCUGGUUCCAGUCCAUCUUCGACAUGUUGGAGCACUUCCGGGUUCACCCCAUCCCCCUGGAGUCCGGCGGCGCCUCGGACGUCACGCUCAUCAGCUUCGUGGGCGCCACCGCCGUUCGCCAGCCAGGCCGGGACAGGGCAGGCAGUCGGCCCACGGUCUGUGACGUCAUCACCACGCGCCAUCCUGACUCUCCAUCAACCCCCAUCUCUGACUGUGUACUUGACCAGCAGACCCCGUAGCCCCCCUCAGCCUCCGCCCCUGCCGCCGGGUCGGCCGCCGCCCCCGACUCCACCGCAGGAGAGAGGAAGUGACACGGAGCCGGGAGGAGGAGGAGGAGCAGCAGCAGAGGUGACGACCAUGGUGACCGCAGCAGCGA